AUGUCGCCACCGCUGAUGCCACCAAAGCAGCAGAAGCAGAAGCAGAAGCAGCAACAGCAGCAGAAGCAGCAACAGCAGCAGCAGCAGCAGCAGCAGCAGCAGCCAGAAAAGAAGGUUGAGGAGCAGUCGCCGACACCGACGUCGUCGCCACCACUGCAGCAGCAGCAGCAGCAGCAGCAGCAGCAGCAGCAGCAGCAGCAGCAGCAGCAGCAGCAGCAGCAGCAGCAGCAGCAGCAGCAGCAGCAGCAGCAGCCUCGAGGCGACUUACUCAGGGUCUUCCAUCGCAUGAGCAGGCGCUGCGGCUGCCCGGCCUCAGUGGCGCCGACGCAGAGCAACCGGGAGCUUCCGCAGCACUCGCAACACCCUCGCAGCCUGACGGGCCUGACCUGA
Molecule: messenger RNA, 390 nt
Organism: Monoraphidium neglectum
Lineage: Eukaryota; Viridiplantae; Chlorophyta; Chlorophyceae; Sphaeropleales; Selenastraceae
Exons: 2
Coding region: 1-390 (129 amino acids)
Source: RefSeq, a predicted model, not a curated record